This is a messenger RNA of Monopterus albus (swamp eel), 3846 nucleotides long. Its product is annotated as noelin. The record is from RefSeq and is a predicted model, not a curated record. Bases 625 to 2082 code for a protein of 485 amino acids. The transcript has 6 exons. Lineage: Eukaryota; Metazoa; Chordata; Actinopteri; Synbranchiformes; Synbranchidae. Gene Ontology annotation, biological process: signal transduction.
GUUCACCAUAAAUAAGAGCUGGGCAUCACUGUCGGCCGACCUCAGCCGCUCGGCCCAUUGUCAUUCCCUCUGGGGACACUCAGAGGCGCAAUCCCAGAUAUCGCCAUGAACGGACUCCAACCUGGCUGACAUCAUUGCGUCUGGUGAUAUAGAUAGAUCCGUAGUACCUCCUCCUUCCUUCUCUCAUCCAUUUGGAGCAGCCUGUGUGUUUAGUCAGUGGCACUUAAUCACAGAGCGCAUCAAGACAAGAGGCGGACCAUCGGGCGUGAACGAAAUAGUAACGGUGAACCGGAGAGGCAGCAGUGUGCGGGACAGCGCAGACAGAGGAACUAUCCAGAGGACGUUUCCUAUAGCCGUUGUCGGUUUUGUUCCACAUUUUUAUCUUCCACUGGAUCAAGUGUUGCAGUUUUAUCACCGUCCCGACCUUCCCGUCGUUAACGUCUCCAUCGCGUCCGACUCGUUCGCCGCCAGCACUUCGUUGGAGAUGUCCAAGAAGAGACCAGCCGAGCCGGAGUCCCGGGUGAAACAGCAAACUGCUCUGGGCAACAUGCCUCGCCUUCCUUGUUUCUCACCGGAGUCUGUAGAAUGAAAACGGCUUAAAUAAAGUCCAAGCAGAGUGCAAAGAUGUCAGUGCCUUUGCUGAAGAUCGGCGUCGUGCUCAGCACCAUGGCGAUGAUUACCAACUGGAUGUCGCAGACCCUCCCCUCUCUGGUGGGGCUCAAUACUACCAAGCUCACAGCGGCACAGGGAGGGUACCCGGACCGGAGCACGGGAGUUUUGCCAGCAAACCCAGAGGAAUCGUGGCAGGUGUACAGUUCAGCCCAGGAUAGUGAGGGAAGGUGUGUCUGCACUGUGGUGGCGCCCCAGCAGUCCAUGUGCUCACGGGAUGCCCGCACCAAGCAACUGAGGCAGCUGUUAGAGAAGGUCCAAAACAUGACUCAGUCCAUCCAAGUGCUGGACCAGCGAACCCAGAGGGACCUGCAGUAUGUGGAGAAGAUGGAGGUCCAGCUCCGUGGUCUGGAGACCAAGUUCAGACAGGUGGAGGAGAACCACAAGCAGAACAUCGCCAAGCAAUAUAAGGCCAUAAAGGCGAAAAUGGAGGAGCUUAGACCAUUGAUACCAGUGUUGGAGGAGUACAAAGCCGAUGCCAAAUUGGUAUUGCAGUUUAAGGAGGAGGUCCAGAAUCUGACGUCAGUUCUAAACGAACUUCAGGAGGAGAUGGGGGCCUAUGACUACGAGGAGCUCCACAACAGAGUGUCAAAUCUUGAGGAGAGACUUCGAGCAUGCAUGCAAAAAUUAGCAUGCGGCAAACUGACAGGCAUCAGUGAUCCCAUCACCAUCAAGACGUCUGGAUCCAGGUUUGGCUCCUGGAUGACUGACCCUCUUGCACCUGAAGGAGAUACACGGGUCUGGUAUAUGGAUGGUUACCAUAACAACCGCUUUGUGCGGGAGUAUAAAUCAUUGCAGGACUUCAUGACAUCAGACAACUUCACGUCUCACCGGCUGCCCCACCCGUGGUCAGGAACAGGUCAGGUAGUCUACAAUGGCUCCAUCUACUUCAACAAAUUCCAGAGCCACGUCAUCAUCAAAUUCGACUUCCGCACCUCUUCCAUCAGCAAGUCCCGGCAGCUCGACUAUGCUGGCUUCAAUAACAUGUAUCACUACGCCUGGGGUGGUCAUUCCGACAUUGACCUGAUGGUGGACGAGGGAGGCCUGUGGGCUGUCUAUGCCACCAACCAGAAUGCUGGCAACAUUGUCAUCAGCAAGCUGAACCCCAACACGCUGCAGAUCAUCAAGAGCUGGACCACCAACCACCCCAAAAGGAGUGCCGGCGAGUCUUUUAUGAUCUGUGGUACGCUCUAUGUGACCAACGGCUACUCAGGAGGCACCAAGGUCUACUACGCCUACUCCACUAACUCCUCUACCUAUGAGUACAUUGACAUUGCCUUCCAGAAUAAGUACUCACACAUCUCCAUGCUGGACUACAACCCACGUGACCGCGCUCUCUAUGCUUGGAACAACGGCCACCAGGUCCUCUACAAUGUCACACUGUUCCACGUUAUCCGCUCUGAAGAACUGUAACAAUGGAAAAUGGAUUACCUACCAUCAAACAAUACAUAUUGUCUGUGUAGAGGUCUCCCUAUAUACAAUAUAUGUGAAAAAGCAAAAAACUAUUGCAAGACUAUUCUAGUUAUAAUAUCCAAUAACUGAGAGACUGCAUCAGUGAAUGCAAAGUGGAUUGAAUGUGCAUAUACAUGGGGAGAAAAUAAAAAAAAAAAAUCAAAGGGUUUCAUUCCAAAAUGUAUUUGUUAUAGAAAAAAAAAAGAUUUAUCAGUUAAUAUCUCAAAGUCACAGAUGAUCCUCAAAAACAGAACUGUUUUGUAAAUAAAGGUUAAUAUGACUUCUAAUGUCGAUAGUUACUCAUAGUAGACUUUAUUUUAAUAGCUGCCAUCAUUUUGUUAGAGAUCUUUUAUUUUGGAAUGAAACUCUUUGUUUCAGGAAAUGAUUGUAAAAGUAGACUAUACUAUAUCAGAUGUAGAAGAAUAAGAUCAGAUGCCAAAAAAAUAACAUCACGCCUUUUUUUUAUAUAAUGGAAUAUCAACUUAAGCUCAUUCCUGUGGCUCCAGUUCUUCUGCAGAAAUCCUCCCAGCUGAACUUUUUCUUUUGGUUCUGGGGGUCCUGAAACAAAGACUGUUGGUAACAAACUGUUGGAUCCCCAGGUCCCAUAGACAUGACAGAGGAGUGGGAGGUCAGUCUAGUCAGAAGACUUAACGCGCCUCAUGGGUGCAGUCUGUCAUAUCAUUUUUAUCAAGUACAGUAGCAAAUCAAAAGUCUGUAGAGAAACAGCAAACAACAAUAGCAACAUCCACUAAAAGACCUGAAGGCACUGACUGUUGACAGCGCUGUUGUUUGAGAUGAUUUUCCUGUGUUAGUGACUAUGUGUGAAAAAGGCUUUCUUUGCAUGAGUGUUUUCUGCCACUCGGGUCUGCGCCUUUGAAUGUCUUUCGCUGUAUGAUACCAUAAAAAAAAAAUGAGGGAGGGGGGUGUGAGGGGAAAACCUGUUUGAAUACCUUUGGGAUUUGAGGAUUAGCAAAAAUAGUUUCUUUUUUUCUGCUUCUCUCUAUUUAGUUCUUGUUUUGUUUAUUUCUAUUUCUUUGCGAACAUUUUUAUUUUUCAAAUGUUCUUGUUGGCACUGGUUACACCUCUCUGUAUUUGUUUAUUUGGACGGCGUGGGAGAAAUUUAUCUAGCUCACAUCUCUCUGAAGAAAAAAGCAAAUAACAGAAUGUACCAAGUAUUGUAUUCUGGAAACCUGGUCCUCCUCUAUCUUCAAUUCACAUCAUGCGCCUGUAGUAGGGAGAAGGUUUUUAGAGGAUAAUCCUAUCUUAUGUCAUGUACCCCCCACUGCUACCCACUGCUAGUGAAGGAAAAUGCUGUUUAAAUGUAUACCCUUGUUGAGGACAAAAGCUUUCCGCUCUUUUUGUGCUUUGCUGGACGUGUUGUAUGUGUGAUGAGGAAGUUAAUGAUUCGUGUCAAUAAAACAGAGAAAUCUGACGCUCUGAUUGUUGCCUUAAGAAGCUACAAGCUGCAGUGUGACAGCACACUGUUUAUAUGGAGAUAACUAAUACAUUACCUUCCUGCCUUUUGGGUUAUCCUUCAUUAACAACACACAGAGCUGUCACUCUGUUCUUUUGUUGAGUUGUGGGGAAAUGUUAUUUAUCAUUUGCACAUCCUGUCACAUGUUCAGAGGUCUUAAAGCGAGGCUACCUAUUUGUGUAAUUGAGUGAAGAAAAAAGUUGAAAAGUCAAAUUCCUAAUCAAUAAAAUGCAGUUUUGCUCAUUUUAAAA